AUGAAGAAUCGGGUUAUCACCGUCCGUGGUAUAGUGUCGUUGUUGACUGUGUGCCUGGGAUUUUUCUCGACCGCAUUAUGCCAAAGUUGUCCCUCGAGGUGCUUGUGCUACCUCAGCCAACAGCCGAGAACCAUAACCUGUUCGAGACAAGGCUUGGAAGUUUUCCCGAAAAAUAUCAGUGACGUUGUGGAGCAGUUGAAUUUAUCGAAUAACUUACUAAGAAAUAUCAGCAACGACAUUAAUCGACUGACAGAAUUACAAUACUUGAAUUUAGCACGGAAUAAAUUAAGUUCGUUACCUGACGAUUUGAUUGCCUUGAAGAAUCUACGAGGAUUGGAUUUGAGUGGCAAUGAAAUACACAAAACCAGCAACAUUUUUGCUAUAAGACAACUGCAGUCUUUAACUGUUGUUUAUCUAUCGAAGAAUCCAUUAACUACUUUAGAAGGUCUCAUAAGUUCUACCCUUGAAAUUUUAGACGCUAGUCAGUGUGGAAUACGAGAACUAAGUAAUUCGUCCUUAGACGGUCUUCCAGCGUUAAUUACAUUGAGUCUAACAGGAAAUCCUUUGAAAUUCAUUCAGUACCCAUGGAGUCCAAAAUUACGAUUGCUUGACGCGUCCGACUGUCAUUUGAAUUACUUGAGUCCGGAUACAUUCAGCGGAUUUCCGGAACUGUUAGAACUAGUACUGAACAACAAUCCUACACUAGUUUACAGUACGAGACACUCGACAUUAACGCACCCAAAGCUGAGAAGACUCGAAGUGUCGCACUGCAAUUUGGACAGACCGGGUCUCCACGGACUCCCAUCACUGACCCAAGCCCGCUUAUCCCGCAACGUGAUUCGAAUGUUGCCAGAUCGAAUUUUCGCCACGAACAAGGAGCUCGGAUUUUUGUAUUUAAACGCGAACGGUAUAGAAAGCUUGAACACCAGCACCUUCGAAGGUUUGGUGAACCUGAAAGUACUGGAUUUGUCGAUGAACAGCAUCGGAACGAUUGAUCCGUUAACGUUUCACGAGAACAUCGAACUGAAAUCGCUGAAUUUGUCGUCGAACACUCUGCAAGAAUUUCCGAAUCUUAUGUCGUCUGUGACGUCGUUGGACGUAUCGUCGAACAUGAUCAACAAGCUUGAUAAUAAUUUUCUGGCUAAUUUACCGAAAAUAAAGAGCAUCGAUCUGAGCGACAAUCGAUUGGAGAAGAUACCGUCUGAACAGAAAUCGACGACCUUGAAGAAUCUGGACUUGAAGAGGAAUAGGAUAAUGAUGAUCGAGAAUGACACUUUUCUGCAGUUGACGCAACUCACCAGAAUCGAUUUAUCAGGAAAUCGUUUAACAGAAGCCCUAGACCCAGAGAUGUUUCGAAACAAUCCAAACUUAAACAUCAUCAAGUUAGAGGAUAAUCCAUGGCGUUGCGAUUGUGACGACUUACUAUUUAUGUACACAUUUUUAACCGAACAACCAGCUAAAACUUCGGAAACGAGUUUGAUCUGUCAGAGUCCAGCGAACGUAUCUGGUUAUACAUGGAAAAGUGCUUGUUACGAUGAAUGGAGUACACCUUUGUAUCACAAUGUGGACAGAACUUGGGGAUUUAUAAUGGUGUCUGCUCUUACGGUGGUUGUGUUGCUCGGGAGCCUUGUGUCUAUUAGACACAUGAUGAGGGUUAAAAGGAGAGCCAUGGAACAGAGACAACAAUUAGAGACGUUGAGACUACUGAGACAGAGAAGAAUUCACCAGAUCGUCGAAGAGGAACGUACCGAGCGUGUGCCAGAACCUCGUAUCCAUCCUUUGGAGCUGAUCGGGCCACCCAGUUACGAAGAAGCGGUGCAAAUGCCAAGAUUAGCACGUUCCUUAGACAACCUGGAUGAAAUCUCCGUGGAAACCACGUCGGUACGUGUGAUGGGUUCCGCGGAUAACAUACGAACGAAGCAGCGUCGCUCGCGAAGAACGAAGAAGAGAAUUCACAGCGAGGACGACCUGCUCCGACGAGAGGAGCGACGAGUCGAGAGGAUUCGACGAGUGCGAAACAACUCGGUCGGUAACGUCGGUAACGACUUACCGAGUCAGAGGAAUUCCAGGUCGAGAUCUGCCCGAAGACACAGCGUGAUGAGCGAUUCCAACGAUACCGGAAGCGGACGGGUUCGACCCAGGCCACAGACACCGAGUGCAAGAAAAAAGAAACGCAGACGAACGCUUUACGAUGGACAUUCGAGUGACGACGAAGACUCGGACAUUCAACCGAUCGGUUCGAGCAGAUCGAUCGUUAUCCGAGAACUUCGACGAGAACCCAGAAGUGGACACAGAGAAACUGCGGUGGAACGAGAGAGUACUGAAUGAAACGUGGAUGUGAUUUUAUGAAACUUUUUCAGAGUGUUGCACGGUGAGGUUCGCGGGAUCGUUGACAUUGAUGGACAGAUUUUGUAGGUUUUAUAGGGUUCGUUCGCUGUGGCGAUUAAGGGGGUUGAUGACAUUUUCGAGGUAUGAAUUAA
Messenger RNA from Megachile rotundata (alfalfa leafcutting bee), 2480 nucleotides. RefSeq lists its product as uncharacterized. The record is from RefSeq and is a predicted model, not a curated record. Lineage: Eukaryota; Metazoa; Arthropoda; Insecta; Hymenoptera; Megachilidae. Gene Ontology annotation, cellular component: plasma membrane. Gene Ontology annotation, molecular function: protein binding.